CCUCCCUUCCCCCUCCCCGCCCCGCGGCGGCAGCUCGGGCCCGGCUUGCGCUUCGAAGAUGGCGGCGCUGAGCGGCGGCGGCGGUGCCGGCGGCGGCGGCGAGCAGGGCCAGGCUCUGUUCAACGGAGACAUGGAGCCCGAGGCCGGCGCGGGCGCCGCGGCCUCCUCGGCUGCCGACCCGGCCAUUCCUGAGGAGGUGUGGAAUAUCAAACAAAUGAUUAAAUUGACACAGGAACAUAUAGAAGCCCUAUUGGACAAAUUUGGUGGGGAGCAUAAUCCACCAUCAAUAUACUUGGAGGCCUAUGAAGAAUACACCAGCAAGCUAGAUGCCCUCCAACAAAGAGAACAACAGUUAUUGGAAUCCCUGGGGAAUGGAACUGAUUUUUCUGUUUCUAGCUCUGCAUCAAUGGACACCGUUACAUCCUCUUCUUCUUCUAGCCUUUCAGUGCUACCUUCAUCUCUUUCAGUUUUUCAAAAUCCCACAGAUGUAUCACGGAGUAACCCCAAGUCACCACAAAAACCUAUCGUUAGAGUCUUCCUGCCCAACAAACAGAGAACAGUGGUACCUGCAAGAUGUGGAGUGACAGUCCGAGACAGUCUAAAGAAAGCACUAAUGAUGAGAGGCCUCAUCCCAGAGUGCUGUGCCGUUUACAGAAUUCAGGAUGGGUAUGGUUUAGAGAAGAAACCAAUUGGCUGGGACACUGAUAUAUCUUGGCUGACUGGGGAAGAGUUACAUGUGGAAGUAUUGGAGAAUGUGCCACUUACCACACACAACUUUGUACGGAAAACGUUUUUCACCUUAGCAUUUUGUGACUUUUGUCGAAAGCUGCUUUUCCAGGGUUUCCGCUGUCAAACAUGUGGUUAUAAGUUUCACCAACGUUGUAGUACAGAGGUUCCACUGAUGUGUGUUAAUUAUGACCAGCUUGAUUUGCUGUUUGUCUCCAAGUUCUUUGAGCAUCACCCAAUACCACAGGAAGAGGCCUCCUUAGCAGAGACUGCCCUUACAUCUGGAUCAUCCCCUUCUGCACCCCCCUCAGACUCUAUUGGGCCCCAAAUUCUCACCAGUCCAUCUCCUUCAAAAUCCAUUCCAAUUCCACAGCCCUUCCGACCAGCAGAUGAAGAUCAUCGAAAUCAGUUUGGGCAACGAGACCGGUCCUCCUCAGCUCCCAAUGUGCAUAUAAAUACAAUAGAACCUGUCAAUAUUGAUGAAAAAUUCCCAGAAGUGGAAUUACAGGAUCAAAGGGAUUUGAUUAGAGACCAAGGGUUUCGUGGUGAUGGAGGGUCAACCACAGGUUUGUCUGCCACCCCACCUGCCUCAUUACCUGGCUCCCUCACUAAUGUGAAAGCCUUACAGAAAUCUCCAGGACCUCAGCGGGAAAGGAAAUCAUCUUCAUCCUCAGAAGAUAGAAAUCGAAUGAAAACACUUGGUAGACGAGAUUCAAGUGAUGAUUGGGAGAUUCCUGAUGGACAGAUUACAGUGGGACAGAGAAUUGGAUCUGGGUCAUUUGGAACUGUCUACAAAGGAAAGUGGCAUGGUGAUGUGGCAGUGAAAAUGUUGAAUGUGACGGCACCCACACCUCAACAGCUACAAGCCUUCAAAAAUGAAGUAGGAGUACUCAGGAAAACACGACAUGUGAAUAUCCUACUUUUCAUGGGCUAUUCAACAAAGCCACAACUGGCUAUUGUUACGCAGUGGUGUGAAGGCUCCAGCUUGUAUCACCAUCUCCAUAUCAUUGAGACCAAAUUUGAGAUGAUCAAACUUAUAGAUAUUGCACGGCAGACUGCACAGGGCAUGGAUUACUUACACGCCAAGUCAAUCAUCCACAGAGACCUCAAGAGUAAUAAUAUAUUUCUUCAUGAAGACCUCACGGUAAAAAUAGGUGAUUUUGGUCUAGCCACAGUGAAAUCUCGAUGGAGUGGGUCCCAUCAGUUUGAACAGUUGUCUGGAUCCAUCUUGUGGAUGGCACCAGAAGUAAUCAGGAUGCAAGAUAAAAACCCAUAUAGCUUUCAGUCAGAUGUAUAUGCCUUUGGGAUUGUUCUGUACGAACUGAUGACUGGCCAGCUACCUUAUUCAAACAUCAACAACAGGGAUCAGAUAAUUUUUAUGGUGGGACGAGGAUACCUAUCUCCAGAUCUCAGUAAGGUACGGAGUAACUGUCCAAAAGCCAUGAAGAGAUUAAUGGCAGAGUGCCUCAAAAAGAAAAGAGAUGAAAGACCACUCUUUCCCCAAAUUCUCGCCUCUAUUGAGCUGCUGGCCCGCUCAUUGCCAAAAAUUCACCGCAGUGCAUCAGAACCCUCCUUGAAUCGGGCUGGUUUCCAGACAGAAGAUUUUAGUCUGUACGCUUGUGCUUCUCCAAAAACACCCAUCCAAGCAGGGGGAUAUGGAGAGUUUGCAGCCUUCAAGUAGCCACUCCACCAUGGCAGCGUCUGCUCUUAUUUCUUAAGUCUUGUGUUCGUACAGUUUGUUAACAUCAAAACACAGUUCUGUUCCUCAAAUCUUUUUUUAAAGAUACACAAUUUUCAGUGCAUAAGCUCAUGUGGAACAGAAUGGAAUUUCCUAUUCAACAAGAGAGGGAAGAAUGUUUUAGGAACCAGAAUUCUCUGCUGCCAGAUAUCUUCACCACAGAUACCACGUGCAAGCAAGUCUGUCCACUCCCAGGAAGAAAGAGGAGAGACCCUGAAUUCUGACCUUUUGGUGGUCAGGCAUGAUGGAAAGAAACUGCUGCUACAGCUUGGGAAAUUGGCUGUGGAAAGUCUGCCCGUCAACUUGCCCUUCUAACCACCAGAUCAGUUUGUGGCUGGUCAUUUGAUGGUGCGAUUUCAAUCACCAAGCAUCGUUCUCUUUCCUGUUCUGGGAUUUUGUUGUGGAGCACUUUCCCCUGUCCACCACCCAUUAAUGUCUGAGGGAUGGAAUAAAAAUGCAGCCUCCCCUUUCCCUGUCACACAUGUUCAGUCCUCAACAAAUUUUAUCGCAGUGAAGCUCUUUCCAUUUAAAUGGAGUCUGAGAGGUGAGAAGCUGCAUUGGGCAGAGAAAGAGGGAGUGCUGCAUCUUCUUCCUGAGCUCCGGCUCUUGCUUCGGCUUGCCUUGCUCACUGGGCUCUGCCUAAGCACGCGGGCUGGACAGUGCUGGCAUACAUCACCUUCUUUUCUUGUUGGGUCCAGCAAUGGAGGUGAGGAUGGGCUCAUUUCCUCCACAGUGUAGCAAAUUCUCAGGAGCACAGUCCACAUCUUCCUUUAUGCUCUUCCAGUUACCGCGUACUUACGUGGCUGCUUUGUCCAGGGCACAAAAUGCCAUGGACAGUAAUUCAAAGCCUACAAAACUGCUUAUUGACAGUUUUGAAUGUGAGAAAUUUGUGUAAUUUAAAUGUAAGGUACAGGUUUUAAUUUCUGAGUUUUCUAUUUUUAUUAAAAAAAUAAUUUUCAGGUUUAAUUGGAAUAAACUAAUACUUCCCACCAGAAUUAUAUAUCCUGAAAAUUGUAUUUUUGUUAUGGAAACAACUUUUAAAGAAUGAUUAUCCUUUUCUCUUCCUAAAAUUAUGGGGAGUCUUGGCAUAAUGAUAGUUAUUUAUAAUUUUUAAGUUAAUGGUACUUGCUGGAUCCACACUAAUAUCUUUGCUAACAACCCCAUUGUUUCUUCAAUCUAACUCCUACACUCUAUCCCCAUCCUCUUUCUAGUCCUUUAUCUAGAGUAUGCAACCUAAAAUAAAAAUGGUGGUGUCUCCAUUCAUUCUCCUUCUUCCUUUUUUCCCCAAGCCUGGUCUUCAAAAGGUUGGUAAUUUGGUAGCUGAGUUCCUCAAGUAGAAAUAGAGAAAUAUUAGGGACAUUGGGGUAGCAGUAGGGUGUAUGAGGCCUGCCAUCAGUUGUUUUUAUAGAACGAGCUUCUGUGGUAUCAAGACCCUACAUCUUAUUUUUGCAAAAAUGAAAAAUAUAAGCCAGGCAUAGUGGCACACGCCUUUAAUCCCAGCACUUGGGAGGUAGAGGCAGGAGGAUAUCUAUGAGUUCUCCAGACCACUGUACAUUUAUCUACAUAGUGAGUCCAGGCCAGCUGGGGCUAUUGGGAGACCCUGUCUCAGAAAACAAAAACAAACAAAAAUGAAAAAGAUAGCCUAGUCACAGGUUCCCUUGACCUUUAUUAAAGGAUAAAUUAAAUCUCCACAGUAGCAAAGAAAGUAACUGGAUGUUUUAAUGGCAAGUACUUUUCUUGCCCAGGAGUCUAGACUCUCAAGGAUUUAGAAAUUCAAAUAAGAUGUGCUUAGCAACUGUGCUAUAGCCAAGAACCUGAAAAGAAUGCUAUGGAGCCUAAAAUAAAAUGAAUGAAUUUCAGGUUGUAACUGGCCCCACUAUGUAUUUAAGUUCAAACCUACUCACUAUGAUUAGAUGAUUUUUUUUUUGCUAAAAUACCUAUUAUCAAAGGAAGACCUACUGAAAAUUAUAUGAACUUAUGAUUGCUCCAGUACGUUGGAAAAUACUGUAAAGUUACUUGUUUGAGCAACAGUGUGUUUUUAAGUCUUACCUGAUAAGAGAAAUGUCUUUAAGAUGUUAGAAAUUGAAAAGAUGGAAAUAAUUCUUGGUGAUAUGAAAAGUCGCCUCUAGGCAUGAUGCAUCUCUUUGAAAAGCACUGUUUUCCUUUUAGAUACCUUUUAACCUGGCUGUGUUCCCUUUAUCAAGAUUGGCUACAAAGAGCUAAGCGUGCCCCUGCUGAGGUAGAGCCUGCUAGGCAUGUACUUAGCAACUGUACAAGGCCACUUUGUGCUGUGCUGCGGGGUGGAGCCUGCAUACCUAGGGAGGAAGCUUAGUGCCUCUGGUCAUCUAAACAGAAUGCAGAGUGACAGAGAAUCAAAUAGUUUGUCCUCUAGUUUGCAAAUGACAGGAAAGGGGGGUUCCUUUGUGUUUUAUUUGCUUUUUUUUUUUAUGCUUCGACUGCAGAUAAUCUUGUUGAGCUCCUAGGAAAAUAUAAGGAAGUCCUUGUUUGUGCUGAGCACUAUAGACAGAAUGUGGCUGUUUCAACCUACCUUGUAAGGUUGUAACUGUCAGUCAGUCCAUAAAGUAGUUGCAGUGUCUCCUAAGAUGUGUUUCGUUUUGAUUAGGAGUGAAGUCUUUGGAAGGUUUGAGGGCAACUAUACAGAAUUGUUUUUAAGUAUGUAGUAUUCCUGGCAGGUUUUUUUUCACCAUUACACUAUAGGACCCAUAUUUUUGUCACUGAGAUAAUAUUGACCCCAAAAACUGUAGUUUAUAGAAGGAACUUAUGAAUAGAAUAUCCACUGAUCAUUUGCACUUCUGUUCAUGUUAAAAGAUUCUGUGUAACUGUCAAAUUCUGGUUCCUGAACAGCUCACCUCUGAUGUAUUUGAGGUCUGGUCAGACAUAACAAGGCAUGCUGGAAGGUAAAGUUCCAUGUACAUUAUAUGGUUUGUGUUUGCUGGUGUUGGAAAAGGCACUGUGUAAAGACUUCGGACUGUCAGCAGAAACCUUGUAAAUACUUCCUCAUUCUUGGUGCAUUUCCACUUGUUGUAACUCCAGGCACUGUCAGAGCUGCUGCGGACCCCUCUUCAGAUCUCACCUGUCCCCAUCACAUACCCACCUCUUAGCCUCUUGCAAACUCAGCAUCUAGCGUUAGUUUGAAACACAGUGCAGGGUUCAGGUGACCUCUUCAAAAUAACUACCUCCUCAGAAUGAGGUAAUGAAUAGUUAUUUAUUUUAAAAUAUGAAGUAGGAGCUCUAGAACAUGAAGAUGAUUUAAGAUUUAACUUUUAUGUGUACUUGUUAUUUGAGCACUCAUUUUGUCCUAAAGGGCAUUAUACAUUUAAACAGUGAUAACUGUUUAAAGGGGGAAGGGGCGCUCAGAGUAUAUGAAUGUUGUUGAAGGUGGUGCCAGAAUUUGUGUAGGGAUACAUUCAGAAUCUGAACCUUAAGUCAGUCACAUGAAGUUAAAUAAAUAGCUAAUCCUUCGCUAACAUUAUAUAAUUCUACUUUUCAGUAGGUUUGGCACAGCAGUACACCUUCAUAAAUUGGCCACAGCUUUGUCACAUGCACAGAUCCUCCUCCAAAGAGACUGCUGAGCUAAGAGGGCAGAAGGAGUGCCCUUUCUAAGAGUCUCUUCUUUGUCCAGGUUGGCAUUGUGAGUGCUAGGGUAGCAGCACCCAAGACCAGCAGAUGUCAGCCAGGAAGCUAUCAGAGCCCAUAGCCAGAAACAGAAAGUUCAGAGUCUAUACUGCAAGUAGCCUACAGGUUAGACAAUGAAGUGGUAUAGAU
Nannospalax galili (Upper Galilee mountains blind mole rat) is the source of this 6250-nucleotide messenger RNA. RefSeq names its product B-Raf proto-oncogene, serine/threonine kinase (gene Braf). Gene Ontology annotation, biological process: protein phosphorylation; signal transduction. The transcript has 20 exons. The record is from RefSeq and is a predicted model, not a curated record. Gene Ontology annotation, molecular function: ATP binding; protein kinase activity. Lineage: Eukaryota; Metazoa; Chordata; Mammalia; Rodentia; Spalacidae. Gene Ontology annotation, cellular component: mitochondrion; plasma membrane; cytosol. Bases 59 to 2407 code for a protein of 782 amino acids.